AUGCACGUCAAGAAGCCGAGAGACGAGGACUCCACCUUCCUCACCAAGUGCCAGGACCCGAAGGCCUGCACGAUUCUCCUCCGCGGCCCGUCGAAGGAUGUCCUGCACGAGGUCGACCGGAACCUGGCGGACGCGAUGGCUGUCGCACGCAACGUCGUCUUCGACCCGCGCCUCGCACCGGGAGGAGGAGCGACAGAGAUGGCGAUCAGCGUUGGGUUGGCGAAGAAGGCGCGGGCCAUCGAGGGCGUUCAGGGCUGGCCGAUGCGUGCCGUCAGCGAUGCCAUGGAAGUUAUUCCGCGCACGCUGGCAAAGCACGCUGCGGGCGAGUCGUCGUUCGGCGUCGACGGCGAGACAGGCAAGGUCGUCGACAUGAAGGAGUAUGGACUGUACGAGUCGGCGGCCGUCAAGGUGCAGACGCUGAAGACGGCGAUCGAGUCUGCGUGCUUGCUGCUCCGCGUCGAUGACAUCGUCUCGGCGAAGCGUCCGCAGGGAGAAGGAGGACCCGGUCCCAUGCCUCAGCAGGGAGGCGGCGAGGAGUAG
Molecule: messenger RNA, 540 nt
Organism: Rhodotorula toruloides NP11
Lineage: Eukaryota; Fungi; Basidiomycota; Microbotryomycetes; Sporidiobolales; Sporidiobolaceae
Product: T-complex protein 1, gamma subunit family protein
Exons: 5
Coding region: 1-540 (179 amino acids)
Biological process (GO): protein folding
Cellular component (GO): chaperonin-containing T-complex
Molecular function (GO): ATP-dependent protein folding chaperone; ATP binding
Source: RefSeq, a predicted model, not a curated record